AGGCCCCUUCCCGCCGCGCGCUGAGGGACCCUCUCAGGCGCGCUUCGGCGUCUAGCAGCCCUUUGCUGUACGUUCACCGCCAGAGCAAGCCCUCGGCUGCGAGGACAGUAGGCGCCCUUCUCCCUUCUCCCUGCCGGCCGUGCAGUAGCGGCAAAACCCGUGACACGCGGGGCCCUCAAUCCCAAGAUGGGCUAAAAGUAAUACACGUUUUCUAAUGAAAGCUGAGAUCCCCGGGCGCUCUCCUGAGUCCAGCACUUGGGGCUUCAGGAGACACCAGCUGUCCGGAGGCUUGUGAUACAAUCGUGAGAGCUGGCGCCGCUUCACACGGCAAAGUUACACACGAGCACUGAGCUCCACUGGAGGGUGGGGUGAGCCUUUGGGGAGAAGGCCAGUCCAUAGCACGCAGGGUGAAAUGUGUGCGGUGUUUGGCAAAAAUCUACCUUGAUUUUCAUUUGCUGCCUCCCUACCAGAAUAUGUCUAGAAAUGAAGACACCUAUGUGGAGUCCUGUACACCACUUUCCUGACAAGUUUCUUUGUGGCCUGAUUGUCACAGCCAGUCUUUUCCUUCUCUCAGGCUCAGAGGAAGCAUCGUCAACAGCUGCUACUCCAUUAUCUCCACCCACAUCUACUAAUGGUAGUACUCCAACUUCCACUGGAGAUGCAACAACUGAAGAUAUGACCAUAAAUGUUCCUGGAUAUACUACUGUACAUUAUACAACCAUACCUGUCCCUGAGCCAACAGAGAUGACAAGAGCUGAAUCCUCUACUACUGCUGCAACAUCUCAAGCACCCGAGACCACAUCAACUGUUAACCCUGAUGGGACCACACAUAAACUCACAUCUUCUUCCAUAACAUCAACGCCCAGUACCUCAGUUACCGUGCCCGGGACUACGCAUCCAUUGAUAUCUGCUGGGACCACGGCUUCACCCACAUUCUCUUCCAUAACAUCAACGCCCAGUACCUCAGUUACUGUGCCUGGGACUACCCACCAAUUGAUAUCUGCUGGGACCAUGGCUUCACCCAAAACUAAAGAGACUGUUCCUACCUCCAAACCUGGUGAGGCUACAUCACAAUCUAUUGUAACUACAUCUACCACUAAACCUGAUAGUAUUUUGUCUGUUUCCAGAUCAACAGUGACAACCUUAUCUACAGAUACCAAAACCACAUCCAACCCUCCGAGUCCACAUCUGUAUCUACACCUGAUCUGUCCACUACAGUCAAAUCAGAUAAAAAAUUCGUUCAAGAGGAUAGUGAUUAUGUGGCUGAAACAAGACAGUUAUUGGGGCAUUUAGUGUGCUGGAUGAGAUACAGUAGAAGUUAGAACCUCAGAGUUACGAACACCCGAGGUAUGAACGGACCACAACCUCAUUUGGAACUGGAAGUAUACAAGCAGGCAGCAGCAGCCAGACAAAAACCCCAAAACCAAAUACAGUACACUACUGUGUUAAACGCAAACUACUAAAAAAAAGGGGAAAGUUUUUU
Molecule: messenger RNA, 1483 nt
Organism: Dermochelys coriacea (leatherback sea turtle)
Lineage: Eukaryota; Metazoa; Chordata; Testudines; Dermochelyidae
Product: cell wall protein DAN4-like
Exons: 6
Coding region: 484-1293 (269 amino acids)
Source: RefSeq, a predicted model, not a curated record